Molecule: messenger RNA, 1694 nt
Organism: Populus nigra (black poplar)
Lineage: Eukaryota; Viridiplantae; Streptophyta; Magnoliopsida; Malpighiales; Salicaceae
Product: tubulin beta chain-like
Exons: 3
Coding region: 171-1505 (444 amino acids)
Biological process (GO): mitotic cell cycle; microtubule cytoskeleton organization
Cellular component (GO): cytoplasm; microtubule
Molecular function (GO): structural constituent of cytoskeleton; GTPase activity; GTP binding
Source: RefSeq, a predicted model, not a curated record
ACUUUCUGACACGGAAUAUAUCAAACUCACCUUCUUAAAAUCCUACCCCUCUUGCACCUACAAAAGCCCUGCAACUUUACAUUCUUCCUCAGUCUCUCCCCUCCAGUCCCCUCCCUAUAUUUCUUCUAUUGACACUUUCAUUAUUUUUUUAUUAAGACUAAUCAAUCAAGAUGAGAGAAAUCCUUCAUGUCCAAGCUGGUCAGUGUGGUAACCAAAUUGGUGGCAAGUUUUGGGAGGUUGUGUGUGAUGAACACGGGAUUGAUCCCACAGGGAAUUAUGCUGGCAACUCUAAUGUUCAACUUGAGAGGGUUAAUGUUUACUACAAUGAGGCUAGUGGUGGUCGCUAUGUGCCUAGAGCUGUGCUAAUGGACCUUGAGCCAGGGACCAUGGACAGCUUGAGGACUGGUCCCUACGGGCAAAUCUUUAGGCCUGACAAUUUUGUUUUCGGCCAAAAUGGAGCUGGAAAUAACUGGGCUAAGGGACAUUACACUGAAGGAGCUGAACUGAUCGAUUCUGUUCUUGAUGUUGUUCGAAAAGAAGCUGAGAAUUGUGAUUGCUUACAAGGCUUCCAAAUCUGUCAUUCUCUGGGAGGUGGAACUGGAUCAGGAAUGGGGACUCUGCUCAUAUCAAAGAUCAGGGAAGAAUACCCUGAUAGGAUGAUGUUAACUUUCUCAGUAUUUCCAUCUCCCAAGGUUUCUGAUACUGUGGUUGAGCCCUACAAUGCAACCCUCUCUGUACACCAACUAGUUGAAAAUGCUGAUGAGUGCAUGGUCCUUGACAAUGAGGCUCUCUAUGAUAUCUGCUUUCGAACUCUCAAGCUCACCAAUCCAAGCUUUGGUGAUCUUAACCACUUGAUCUCAACAACCAUGAGUGGAGUAACAUGUUGCCUUCGAUUCCCGGGCCAAUUGAACUCUGAUCUUCGGAAACUAGCCGUGAACUUAAUCCCCUUCCCACGUCUCCAUUUCUUCAUGGUUGGUUUUGCACCGUUAACAUCCCAAGGCUCACAACAGUACCGUGCCUUAACCAUCCCGGAGCUGACACAACAAAUGUGGGAUGCUAAAAACAUGAUGUGUGCAGCUGAUCCUCGGCACGGUAGGUACUUAACAGCCUCAGCUAUGUUCCGAGGCAAAAUGAGCACUAAGGAAGUUGAUGAACAAAUGAUAAAUGUGCAAAACAAGAACUCAUCAUAUUUUGUUGAGUGGAUUCCAAAUAAUGUUAAAUCAAGUGUUUGUGACAUUCCACCAACUGGGUUAGCAAUGUCAUCAACAUUUAUGGGAAAUUCUACGUCUAUUCAAGAAAUGUUUAAGCGUGUUUCGGAACAAUUUACAGUCAUGUUUAGGAGAAAAGCGUUUUUGCACUGGUACACUGGGGAAGGAAUGGAUGAAAUGGAGUUUACCGAGGCUGAAAGUAACAUGAACGAUUUGGUUUCUGAAUAUCAACAAUAUCAAGAUGCCGCAGCCGAUAAUGAGGGGGAGUAUGAUGAUGAAGAGCCUAUGGAGAACUAAGGAGAAUUUGAUCUGGUUAUUUGCCUAUGGCUAUGGCUUCAAGGAUGAGUUGUUUCUGGUGGUUAUUUAUGUUACUGUAUGGAGGUCAAUAUUUGAAUAAGAGAUUGUGAAUAUUUCUAUUUAUAAUCUGUGAGUAUAAAAUUUGUAUUAUUGUUUUGUUAUAAUGUGGAUGACUAUCGUUUUUCUUCA